CCCUCACAACAAGCCCCCCCCCCCCAAACAACAACAAUGACGACCCCCAUCGUCGAAGCCGCCAAGCGCAAAACAUCCGACGCCCUCACCGCCGCCAAGGGCGUCGUCAAAGAAGCCGAAGCGCCCCUCAAAGCCGCCGCCGAAAACCCCUCCCAAGCCUCCCGCGACAUCCUCCACACCCCGCUCAUGCGCGCCGCCCUGCCCUUCAUCAACGGCGGCCUCUCCGGCAUGGCAGCCACCUGCGUCGUCCAGCCCGUGGACAUGGUCAAAGUGCGUCUCCAGCUCGCCGGCGAGGGAGGGGCAAAAGGAGGCAGUGCCGGUGCCGGUGUAAGUGCCAGACCCACCGCGCUCUCCGUAGCGAGAGAUAUCAUCAAGGCGGGCAAGGUGCUAGACCUAUACUCGGGUCUGAGCGCAGGCCUCCUCCGCCAGGCCGUCUACACGACCGCACGCCUAGGCCUCUUCGACACCAUCAUGACACGCCUGAGCGCGGCCCCGAACAGCAGCAGCAGCAGCAGCAGCAGCAGCAGCAGCAGCAGCAGCAGCAGCAGCAGCACACGCCCAUCCAUCGGCUUCAAGGAACGCGCCGCUGCGGGCCUCGCAGCAGGUGGCCUAGCAGCCAUGCUCGCAAACCCCGCAGACCUCGCCCUCAUCCGGAUGCAAUCCGACGGCCUCAAACCCGCCGGCGAGCGCGCACGCUACAAAUCCGUCAUCGACGCCCUGACACGCAUCGGCCGAAGCGAAGGCAUAACCGCGCUCUGGGCCGGCGCAACACCGACAAUCGCACGUGCAAUGGCGUUGAAUUUCGGACAAUUGGCAUUCUUCAGCGAGGCCAAGAGCCGGCUGCGGGACAGUUCGACGGUGACGCUGACGCCGCGGAUGCAGACGUUGACGGCGAGUGCGUUUGCGGGGUUCUUUGCGAGUUUCUUCAGCUUGCCGUUUGACUUUGUGAAGACGCGGUUGCAAAAACAGCAGCGGGGCCCGGAUGGGAAGAUGCCGUAUCGGAAUAUGGUUGAUUGUUUUGGGAAGGUGGCGAGGGAGGAGGGGGUGUUGAGGUUUUAUCGCGGGUUUACGACGUACUAUGUGCGGAUUGCGCCUCAUGCGAUGAUCACGCUUAUUAUUGCGGAUUACCUCAACUUCAUCACGAAGUGAGCGUCUUGGCGGCAGGGAACAUGAUUGACCAGACUCGGCCACUCGAGUCGAUGCGGAAGCAAGAAUUGCAAAGCGUAAGGAACAGAUAUUGGAGGUGACAAUUGCAACGCAUCACGAACAGGCGUUAUGGAUACGGAACGGAACGGAACGGAGUCGGUUUGAUAUUUUGCAGAAGUACUUCAUAUUGCCGAAUGAAGUGUGUUGUAUCAGAGAGAGUUCUGAGUACUAGAGAGUUGAGUUAAUAUACACGAGACUAAUUAGUGCUAGCGUGCCUGCCUUCCAUGAGCGAAGUUUCUUCUUCAA
This is a messenger RNA of Pseudovirgaria hyperparasitica, 1452 nucleotides long. RefSeq names its product mitochondrial 2-oxoglutarate/malate carrier protein-like protein. Lineage: Eukaryota; Fungi; Ascomycota; Dothideomycetes; Acrospermales; Acrospermaceae. The record is from RefSeq and is a predicted model, not a curated record. The transcript has 2 exons. Gene Ontology annotation, molecular function: oxoglutarate:malate antiporter activity. Gene Ontology annotation, biological process: transmembrane transport. Bases 37 to 1149 code for a protein of 370 amino acids.